GCGUUCCCAUCUCCAUGCUAUCCAGUCUGCCACGCCGUGCCGCUCGGCAGCUCCGUGGCGUCGCGGCUCCGAGCCUGCGCGGAGCUGCGCGGCCGCUUUCGACCGCCCCGUCGGAUGCGCCGGAGGAGGAGCCUGAGACCAAAAAGCUCACCAUGGUCGCCGCAAUCAACGACGCCCUCAGGAUAGCGCUGAAGACCGACGAGUCGGCCGUCGUCUUUGGUGAGGACGUCGCCUUUGGCGGCGUCUUCCGCUGCACGAUGGGCCUGCGCGACGAGUUUGGGGAGGAGAGGGUGCUCAACAUGCCGAUCAACGAGCAGGGGCUCGUGGGAUUUGGGAUCGGGCUGGCCGCGGUGGGUAGCACCGCCAUCGCCGAGGUCCAGUUCGCCGACUACAUCUUCCCGGCGAUGGACCAGAUUUGCAACGAGGCUGCUAAGUUCCGGUACCGCUCGGGCGCCGAGUUCGACUGCGGCGGGCUGACGAUCCGUGCGCCGGCGCAAGCGGUGGGGCAUGGCGGGCACUACCACUCGCAGUCGCCCGAGGCCUACUUUGCGCACACGCCCGGCCUCAAGGUCGUGUACCCGCGCGAUGCGUACACCGCCAAGGGGUUGCUGCUCUCCUGCAUCCGCGACCGCAACCCGUGCCUCUUCUUCGAGCCGAAGAUCCUGUACCGCUCCUCGGUCUGCGACGUGCCCACCGGCGACUACAUGCUGCCGCUCGGGGAGGCCGAGGUCCUCUCGCCCGGAGAGCACAUCACUUGCGUCGCGUGGGGGGCACAGGUGCACACGAUGGCGCGCGCGUGCGAGCGGGCGGCGGCAGAGGGCGUGUCGUGCGAGGUCAUCGACCUGCAGACGAUUGCGCCGUGGGACAUGCACACGAUCCGCGACUCUGUCCAGAAGACGGGCCGGUUGCUGGUGACGCACGAGGCGCCACUCACCGCCGGCUUUGGCGCCGAGGUUGCCGCCGCCAUCCAGGACGCGUGCUUUGACCACCUCGAGGCACCGAUCGCGCGCGUGUGCGGCGCCGACACGCCCUUCCCGCUCGCGUUUGAGAAGCUGUACCUUCCGGACGAGCUCAAGAUUUACGACGCAAUCAUGCGGACGGUGCAGUACUAGCGGUAGCGCGGUACUCAUGGCAGCAGCAUUGUGGCACUGGCAGCAGCGAUGUGUCCCCUCCCUCCAGCCGCGCUCGAUUCACGCCGUCCAGCCUUCCCGCCCGAAGGGGGGGGGGGGGGGGGGAGUCGAGAGGCGCGCCAGCCUUUUCGCACCGCAGGGGGGGCGAGGGGACCGCCGCCCGCACUACUGCAUGUCCGCCGCGCGCCGAGCAACGUCUAGCGCGUCCUGGCCUGCGACAGGCCGCGUGUGUUUUCUGCCGCCUGCGGAGUUGAUGUCACGAAAGGUAGUUGCUAGUGGUCGAUCCCGCGCCAGUCGUUCUCGUUGCCGGCGCCCAGCUGUGCGUGUAUAAGCAGUGUCGCUACUCGUACCACUCUCGGAAUCUGCGGCAAAA
This is a messenger RNA of Emiliania huxleyi CCMP1516, 1503 nucleotides long. RefSeq names its product pyruvate dehydrogenase E1, beta subunit. The transcript has 7 exons. NCBI's taxonomy places the organism in Eukaryota, Haptophyta, Isochrysidales, Noelaerhabdaceae. The record is from RefSeq and is a predicted model, not a curated record. Gene Ontology annotation, biological process: response to nutrient; branched-chain amino acid catabolic process. Bases 15 to 1112 code for a protein of 365 amino acids. Gene Ontology annotation, molecular function: catalytic activity.